AUCAAGAUAGCGCAAUCUUCACGCUGAUUACUGGUGCCCGACGAGGGACUUCGCGUUCUUCCAUUACUAAAACAUGGUGCUUACCAACCUACGGUGCAGCCAGCCCAACUAUCUCCUUUGAUCACUGGACGGAUCACGCAGAUGACCACUUCCGAGAUCACGUUCCAAUCGUGUUGUAAGUCACAUAAAUAGUGCAAUCUACUUGACAAGCAGUACAGCCGAGUGUGGUGUCACGGGACGACUUUGCAGUCCAUGUACUGUUCUGCGCACCACACUCAGAGAACGUGGAGCAGAGGAUGAGGCAAGAAUACAUACCAGCUGCAAUUGAGAGCCUUCUACGUUGUUGCGGUGGUUCUGCCACAGUGGUUCUGGUGGGUAAGCUUUUCUGGGCCGAGGGGCCGCCCCCGUGAAGCAAAGACCAAUACUCGGCACUUUUCCUUUUACCGAGCUUCGAGUCUUUAGAGGGCCCCUCGGACCUGGAAACUUACCCGCGGCCCAGAACUCGGCUUGCUGCUUGACUCAGAUUUAGUUGACUCCUCAGAAGCAGCAGUAUCAUACAACCAUGUCGGAAACAAAUUAUGAGAUUGAAACUCUCUGGAGCAACUGUCUUGGAGAACUGAAGCUCACUUUCUCAUCUGUUGCAUUGGAGUCAUGGUGUCCAACAAAGGGCUAAUUUUUAAGAACCCGCCUACCAAUUAUCCGAUCCCUGGGCAGGAUAUUGCAGUUGAGUCUCGCGACUUCGAUAUCGAACAAAAGCUCGAUGAAGGGGCGGUCAUCACCAAGAACUGCUAUUUGUCCUUUGAUCCAUACCAGAGGGUAUUGUUGAAGCCGUCCAAUGACACGAGUUAUAAUGCUGCUUUUCCCCUUGGCCAGCCCUUUGGCGGAAGAGGGAUAGGCCAGAUUGUGAAAUCGAAUAAUCCGUCCUUCAAGAUUGGUGAUCUCAUUCGACACAUUCUUCCGAUCGAAGAGUACACGUUGCAUGAUGGGGCAUCUUUAUCAGGGGCCGAGAAAUUAUCCGACAUGGAAGGAAUUGAAUUGCCUGUGCUGCUUGGGGCUUUGGAUGGCACUGGUUUGACGGCAUACAGCUCAUACUAUGACAUUGGCCAGCCGAAGAAAGGUGAGACGAUCUUGAUCUCAGGGGCUGGAGGUGCUGUGGGACAGAUUGUGGGACAACUUGCGAAAAGAGGCGGACUCAAAGUCUAUGCAAGUGUUGGAAGUGACGAUAAAUUGAAAUUCCUUGUUGAUCAACUUGGUUUCGAUGGUGGAUUCAAUUACAAGAAUGAAAAUCCUCUUGAAGCCAUCAAAAGGCUCGCACCUGAUGGACUUGACAUCUACUAUGAUAAUGUUGGGGGUGAACAGCUCGAUGCUGCUCUAGUCAACAUGAAAUUAUUUGGGCGCAUUGUCGCUUGUGGCAUGAUUUCUACAUAUAACCAAUCACCGGGAGAAAAGUAUCGAAUUGCCAAUCUGAUUGAGGUAAUAUUCCGCCGGUUGACGAUGCGUGGGUUUCAAGUACUCGAUGCCGAGAUGGGAGGAAAGUACGCCAAAGAGCAUCAGGAGAACUUCAAGAAAUGGAUCCGCGACGGAUCGCUAAAACCCACAACUGCCUUGACAGACGGCAUUGACCGUGCUGCUGAGGGGUUUGUUGGCAUGUUAAAGGGGCAGAAUAACGGAAAGGCAGUUCUCAAGAUCGCCGAGCCGGACUUGUAGCAUUUCUCGACUUUCUGGGGCACAAUCUCAAGUAUGAUCAAAAAACACGGGUCCAUCCAACGACAAGGAAGAAGGUGAUUGCGUGCCAAACCUGGAUCGGUCGAAACAGCAGCGCCGAGUUGCUUAGUACCACCCAAACAUGACGACAUGCUUAUAAAGAGUGGUAAUUGACAGUGCCACUGUCCUGUGGGUAAUCUUCUUAUUCAAUGCCACGGAUAUUAGGAGCCGUAAUUACAGGAGACUCAAGCCUGAUGCCCCAUUCGAGAGUCACUGAAGCACGCUUCAAGUGAGGAACUCGGAGCCGGGGAAUCCCAGCCGGAGAUCUAUGCCAAGACUUCCACUUGCC
This is a messenger RNA of Exophiala mesophila, 2053 nucleotides long. RefSeq lists its product as uncharacterized. The transcript has 2 exons. Bases 652 to 1707 code for a protein of 351 amino acids. NCBI's taxonomy places the organism in Eukaryota, Fungi, Ascomycota, Eurotiomycetes, Chaetothyriales, Herpotrichiellaceae. The record is from RefSeq and is a predicted model, not a curated record. Gene Ontology annotation, molecular function: oxidoreductase activity, acting on the CH-CH group of donors, NAD or NADP as acceptor.